Molecule: messenger RNA, 759 nt
Organism: Penicillium taxi
Lineage: Eukaryota; Fungi; Ascomycota; Eurotiomycetes; Eurotiales; Aspergillaceae
Product: DUF218 domain protein
Exons: 3
Coding region: 1-759 (252 amino acids)
Cellular component (GO): cytoplasm
Source: RefSeq, a predicted model, not a curated record
AUGGCAGUAAAUGACCCAAUGUAUCAUCUUAUUAUUGUCUGUUGUCAUGCAAUUUAUCUUGGAGGACCACAGAAUGGUGAUGAUGAGGGGGAAUGGAUGAUUGAAUCUUUUCAAAAGGGGGGAGACAUCAACCUUCGUGAAGCACGUCAAGGCUGGAUUGAAAGUGCUAGCUGCAGAUCCUCACGCACUGCUCAUAUUCUCUGGAAUCUCUGCAAAGACAAUGGUUAUUUCCAGAAUUCGCUAGACUUGAAGAUUGACUCGUCAAAAGUCCUCACAGAGGAACAUGCAACAGAUUCUUAUCAGAAUGUCCUAUUUUCAUUACUUUGCUUCCGACUCCAUACAGGUGUCUACCCUCGAAGUGUCACUGUAGUGACACAUGAGUUCAAGAGGGCUCGAUUUAUGGAAUGUCAUUUCCCCGCUGUAGGACUUCUCCCUCAUGAUGAACAGUCUACAGAUAAUCGGAAUAUUUCUGUGAUCGGUAUCAACCCUCCUGAGGAGGUAACUCCUCAGGAGACGUUGAUCCAAGGUGAGACAUCAAAAGGUAUUGGACUCUGGAGACAUGAUUUAUAUGGAGUUGGUCGGAAACUGGCUGCAAAAAGGUCCCAACGGGGCUGGAAGUCAGGGAUGGAGCUUGGUAUCUUUGUCAACAAUGGACUUGAAGAGGUUGUGGAGCAGUUAGUGUGCUGGCAUAGUGAUAAAGGCGAUGAAUGGUUCCCGAGGAUGAAGGAAUUGCCCUGGUUCUGUGAAGACACAGCAUAG